Molecule: messenger RNA, 698 nt
Organism: Gymnodraco acuticeps
Lineage: Eukaryota; Metazoa; Chordata; Actinopteri; Perciformes; Bathydraconidae
Gene: ripply2
Product: ripply transcriptional repressor 2
Exons: 3
Coding region: 86-499 (137 amino acids)
Biological process (GO): negative regulation of transcription by RNA polymerase II; embryonic pattern specification
Cellular component (GO): nucleus
Source: RefSeq, a predicted model, not a curated record
GCCGGGCCCUGAUAAAUAGGAGGUUCCUGCCGUCAGCCACACUUCCUCUCAAGACUCCAAGCAGGACUAACCACCACAAGAAACCAUGGAGGCUAUCAAUAACAACGUUGGAUUACCUUCAGUUUUUUCUCAUGGAAACAAUGGGACUCAGCAGUCCGGUCAUAUGUGGAGACCAUGGACUGCAGAGAACAACACUACCGCACACAUGGCUCAUUCUAUUCAAGGAGACAUUUCUGCUGCACAAGACCCCAAAGCUUCUCAGGUCGUUCACCCAGUGAAGUUGUACUGGCCAAAAUCAAGAUGUUUCGAUUAUCUGUACCAGGAUGCAGAAAUGCUCCUGCGCAACUAUCCUGUCCAAGCUACCAUCUGCCUUUACGCAGACUCCAGCAGCGAUGAAGACAGCGAUGAUGAUGAUGAUGAUGAUGAUGAUGAUGAUGAUGAUGAUGAUGAUGAUGAUGAUGAUGAUGAUGAAGAGGAGAUGGAGAAGGAGCUCAACUAAAUAUGGCUCUCUCAAGCCUUCAACAGCAAAUUGCUGCAUAAUGUGAUAAUAUAUUUAAUAAUAACUUAUUGCUGUAAAUAUAUGUAAAUAUGCCUUUUUUACUUCUUCACCAAACAAGAAUGUGAAUCGUUAAGUUAUUCUUUUGACAUGUCUACCUCUUUUGUACUUUGCUGAGAUUUGCAAUAAAAUGCAAAACGAA